AUGUGGGCGCCGACAGUUUCUUUGUACCUGCUCAUAUUUUACGGAUAUACUUCAUCACAGCCAGUGACAGACGACAGUGAGAAUGCCCGACAGACCCGUCAAUUGGACUUCGUCGAGUGUUGUCCUUGCCCGGGCACUGGGCAAGACUACGAUGUUCAGGAGACAACGUUCAGAGGUGCUGAUGGAUCCUUAACCCGGGCUCUGGACGACUGUCCUUGUAGACAGAGAACUGCUGACAACGAAGGCGCCUCAUCUAUCUUUUUUCCUACAUCUGUGCGAUCUGAUGGGUCUUCGAUAAGGCCCACAGAUAAAAAAGAAGAACUCAAACCGCUCUUGCAUCCAGAAGUCGAUCUCGCUUCAUCUGUCUUACAAACAUUACGUGAAGCCACUGACGAGGAGUACCGGGAGGCUCUCGCUAGAGAUGCUGCCAGGAGUAUGGCUCGAGCAGCUGAGGAAACUAUAUUCGGUGACGCAGUGCCUGAAGCAAGCAAUGGUAAUGUAGUAACUAUCAUAGUAAAACCGAAACAAACCAACAGUUUAGAUGAUAUAUUACCACAAGAAUCUCAUAAUCAAGAAUCUCGUUGUAUACAUGCUCCGUUAGAAAGCUCAAGAACUAAUCUCGGUAAAAUGCGACUCGCUAAGAAACCUAAUCUGUUACGAGAAAUGUUCGGUUUGCCAACAAUAAGUAAACCUGCAAGACUUCUGCAUAGAGAUGUACUAGAUAUGGAUAGCGGCAUGAGAGCUAGUAAUGUUCAAGAACAGGUUGUUCCUAUUGAUGGAAAUACUUUAAUAGGUAAAACCAACAUGCUGAGUAAUUUAGACGAACAUGAUAGUCUUAUUAAGGGUUUCAAAUUACCUUCAAUGAAGAAUAAAUUGAAGGAUUUCUUAUCUAAUCGGUCACCACUAGAAGCCACAAAAAUAAACACUUCGCCUUUACCACCAAUACCAAAGUUGAAAUUAAAUAAUUCUUUAUCGAAAGCGAAAGGCACGAACAUCGAAGACCUCAGUCUAUCACCUAGUAACAUUGAAGAACAAGCAAAGUUAAGCCUUCUAAAAGCCAAAUCACAUCUGGAGAGUAUUUUUCAGAAACCUAAACAGGAUGGUUUGAAAAACUUAUUUAAAUUAAAAGAUGUGGAACUAGUUCCUCUCAAAGAUCUCUUUAACAAACCUUCGGAUAAUUCCCUGCCUUUGCCAAGCAUCUUUAAAAAGAGUGGUAAAAUGACUUCGGCAGACGAAGAUGAAAACCUUGAACGUUCCCAAUCCACAGGACAACAGGGAGUAAAAAAUAACGGCGAGAUACUCGAUCAUGAUGUUAGUCCUAGUAAUAUAAUUGAAAAUAAGAGUGACCCCAACUGUUUUGUUCCAAAUGACUCUUUUAAAACCGCUACCAGCGAGAAUGGACGCAUUGAGAACCUGAACGAUAAGUCAAGUUCAGCUGAAGAAUUGGCAUCAAAUCCUGAAGUUACUACAUCUAGCGUUGAUGUUGGUAGAGAUACCGAGUCGAAUGAACUUGGAUACUUGGAUAAUGAUGAUGAUUGCAACGUAAAAACCAUACCCGUCACAGAAUUAAAUAUCCCAAAAUCAAUAGAAAAUGUUAUGGACGAUGAAGCACAAAACACCAGUGGAGAUGAACUCAAUUCAGAUAUCUCCCAAGAACAAAUACCGGAGUCUACGAACAAUGAAGAGACCGAAAACUCGGAAUUUGCGUCAAAUGAUGGCGAUGAUUGUAUUAAUCAAUUUAAGGACGCCGACUCAAGUGGUGACUCUAGCAACAACAUAAACAAUUUUGUUAAGCCUGACGAUACAAACAGGGAAAAUUUUGAAACAGUGCUUAACAACAAUGAACUAAUAAAAGAGCCUUGUAGCCAAGAAAGACAGGCUACUUUUGAAACAGUUGACACGACUGCAUCGGAAGAUAGCCCUCAGAAGCCGUUAAUCAAACCGCUUUCACUGGAUCAAACUCUAUCCACUAUCAAAGAGAAUAUAAUUAAAACUAUUGAAAACUUAAAGAUUCCGAAACCUAAUCCAAAAACUGCAAACAUAUUUAAUUUACCAAUUCCAAGCACUGAUACAGAAAACAGGGAAUCAUCUCCUGUGACAGAUGAAAAAGUUAAUCCUGAUUGUACAAAUGAAGAGUCGAUUCCAGUAACGACAUCAAAACCAGUAGACGAUAGUUGUAUAGAUAAUUUAGAAAAUAAUAAUGACUCUCCGGGAAAGAUCAGCAUGCAAGAUUUGCAAAAAAUAUCAGAUGAAAUGUUGCAACGAGAAGAAGAACAACGAAAAGCUAAAACAUUAGACUGCAAUGAACCUUCACAAGAAGUGACUGAUGCAAAUGUGGACGAAGAUCCAACAAUAACAACAAACCAAAGUGAAAUUGACAAUAUGGAUGCCGAACCAUCCGCAAACACGCAAAACGAAGUAGUUACGGACCCACAAAACUUGGAUGAAAUAGGCGAUAAUAUUGUAAACAGCAAAGAGAACACAUGUGUCAGUGAAUUAAUGUUACCAAAACAAACGGCUGAUCAGAACACAGAUGCAAAUGCAGACGCAAGUGAAAUAACUGAUAUUAUCGUAUCGCCACUUUCAUUAGGCAAUGUUUUUGAACCAAAAGUCAAUGUUUUCGAUAUAUUAGAUAACCCAAUUCCAGAAAUACAAGGUGGGUUUAAACUGCCUCCUCUACCAACACUUGAUGAUAUUAAACUUAAACUUACUGACGUGUUCGACAAUACGCCACGAGAAGUAGAAGAAUGCUCGGUUUCGCCGACUCAAGCAGAACCGAUGACUGAUCCGUUAAAUAUCUUAACACCGGUAAUGCAAACCGAUGCUAGUGCACCCAAAUUUCAACUAAGGAAUCCUUUAGAAGAUUUCAAUUUAGAUAUACUUCAGCUAAAUCCACAAAAAAGUUUAAUACCAAAGCUGCCGAAAAUAGACCUGCCUUUACAUAAAACAAAACUUCAACUACCCGAGUUAAGUUUGAAACCAAUCAAUUUAAAAUCUCCGUUGGAAGACUUAAGUUUAGGACGAAACAAUCUUUGGCCAAACAUCCCCGAUAAUCAAUGGGAAAUGGUUCCUGAUUUGAAGGAUUUAGGUAACCGAGUAAAAACGAACGCGCAGAAAAUAAACAAGUCACGUAAGCCUCCCGCUUUAAGAAAUAGUUUCAGUACAAAACCAAGAAUAGGUGAUUUUACUGGUGAUAUACACUCGCAAGCUAAACAUACAUUGAGAAGUAUGCACCAAUCUUUGGAAUCUAAGUUUCGGGAAGCAACGAAACCUGUAAAGCUACAGCCUGAUGAAUUAUUAGAAACCAUAUCAAGGAAUCAUGAAGAUAUGAGUGACAAACUUAAAGCUUUGCAUAUAGAUUUCAACGAUAGAAUUGAAACUAUGAGAAACAAUCUUUUUGAAAAAUCUAGGUUCGCAAAUAGUGGUUCGCGCAGUAAAACCUUUACCACGUUUAGCACGCAGAACAAAGAUAAACCGUUUUCUUUGAAAGCUACGCAGCCCAAGUCACAAGCGGGUAGACGAGAACAGAAGAAAUCGUUAAAAACUAAUCGGCUUGACCAGCCCAGAUCAAGUGGAAUUGGAUCGUCACAAAGGCUGUCUAAUCAAAAGAAAUUCAAGAUGCCAGCAGCUGCUAGCGUGCCAGUACCGAGAACUAUUGAGGUUCCUAGGCUGCAAGCUUCGCUGACGAAAUUACCAGGACCUGCAGUACAAAGGACAUCCGAUAUCAUUCCUGGGACCCGAAAUAUAGCACCUCUAGAUAAGGAACCAGCUACAUUAUGGAAACAAACGAGUAGGAAAUACAUUACAAAUCCGCGAUUAGGAAAACAAAUCAAUCCUUUUAAAGACAGUAAAAUAAAUAUUUCAUUUUCUACGACACCUCGACCUAUGUUAGAAUCGAGGAAACAUGAUUUUAAAGGAUCCCCAAGUGAAAUUAAUAAGUCCGUAAUAUCUGCACCGACUUCCAGACAGUUAAAGAAUUUUGAUAAUCAAAACAGGGAUAGUGAAGCCAAGCGCCCAAGCCAAGCAUUUGAGAGAUCUUCGAGCAAAUUAGUUAGUGGUCGAGAAAAAGACGCAAAUGUACCUUCAUUGAGUAAGGACUUACAAUCUUGGCCUAAACCUUCUGAAGGUGCUUUUCUGACGAAAGUCAAAGAAGCUGUUAAAGCUCGAAUGUCCAAAGUGAAUUCGCCUGAGAGAUUGAAACAGGGUAUUGUAUCUUCUGGGGAUAAGAAUGUUCUCAACUCAAACACUGAUAUGGCGAGAGCUGCGUCAGAGAAUGUUGACGCGAUUGAAGGCAAGGUGCUGAAGGAAAAUGUUUCAUACAAGUGUAAAUUGCUUUGUACUAAAGAGUGA
Molecule: messenger RNA, 4350 nt
Organism: Helicoverpa armigera (cotton bollworm)
Lineage: Eukaryota; Metazoa; Arthropoda; Insecta; Lepidoptera; Noctuidae
Exons: 3
Coding region: 1-4350 (1449 amino acids)
Source: RefSeq, a predicted model, not a curated record